AUGAUCCAUUGUCUAAUAAAUAGUGACCCAUCUAAACUUAAAUGGUUACUGUCUUGUGUUUAUGGCUCUCCUUAUCCUCAAGAGAAAAAAGAACAGUGGAAUUUUUUACAAAACAUUUGUGAAAACUUUGAUAUUACUGGCCCUUGGGCUCUCAUAGGAGAUCUGAAUCUUACUUUACAUGAUAAUGAAAGAUCAAAUAGCAAUGGCUUUUCCUCACAUGCUUCUUCUAUAGCUCAGGUUGUUUUGGAAACGGGCCUUAAUGAUUUAGGGUUCCAUGGAAAUCCUUAUACUUGGACCAGUAACAAGCAUGGUACUGAUUUAUUUCCUAACAAUUUUCACAGCUCAAAAAACUGGAAGUUUUUUGAGUGUUGGUUAAGAGAAGGUACGUGCACAACUGAAAUUAUCAAUGCUUGGGCUACAAGUUUUAAUGGGUCAGCAAGUUUUACCUUGGAUAAGAAGCUAUCGGAAACUAGAAGAACUUUAUACGUCUGGAAUCGCAACACGUUUGGCAAUAUCCAAAAUAAUCUCAAUAUUCUGCAACAGCAACUCUCAGAUCUGGAACAACCACAUCAGGGUAGAGAUAAAACACAGAUGGUGAUAGAAGUUGAAAGAGAAAUAGAAGAAUGGCAUGCUCGCGAGGAAGAAUUCUACAGGAAAAAGUCAAGAGAAACUAUCUUCAAUGAGUUGGAUCAAAAUACUAAGCAUUUUCAUCUCCAAAUAAAUAAGAGAAGAUCCAGAAACUGUAUUGAAACACUCAAAAAGGUGGAUGGUAGUUGGUGCACUGGUAGAGAUAAUCUUGAAAGUAUCUUAACUUCACAUUUCCAUAGUAUUAUGAGUACAUCUAAUCCUCAAACUGGUAACUCUAUUCUAGAUCUUUUACCACAGUGUAUAUCUGAAGAGGAUAAUUUCAUGCUUACAAGAGUUCCAGAUGAAGCUGAAAGCACUGCAGUCUUAAAGUGUAUGAAGCCGUGGAAGGCACCAGGUCCAGAUGGGUUUCCUCCAGGGUUUUUACAAACUCAAUGGACAGUGGUAAAGAAAGAUGUAAUCAGAAUGGUACAUGAUUUCUUUCAGUCAGGUAAACUCUUGAAGAAGAUGAAUAAAACCAAUUUGUGUCUCAUCCCAAGGACAAAUCUUCCUCAUACACCAGGCGACUAA
Messenger RNA from Papaver somniferum (opium poppy), 1155 nucleotides. RefSeq lists its product as uncharacterized. The coding region runs from base 1 to 1155 and encodes 384 amino acids. The record is from RefSeq and is a predicted model, not a curated record. The transcript has 2 exons. NCBI's taxonomy places the organism in Eukaryota, Viridiplantae, Streptophyta, Magnoliopsida, Ranunculales, Papaveraceae.